CCCAAGGCGAGAACACUGCUGACGUGGCAGCCCGCCACCCCAGCCCCUUACUGCCCCCCGCCCCUCUCCCCCGCCUGCCAGCUGCCAACAGGGCUCUGCCCUGUGUCUGCCACACCUGUCACUGCCUGUCCUUGUCCAGGGGGAGCCCCAUCAGCCCCUCCUCAGCUGCCCAGCAGAGCAAGCGGUUAGUGGGGAGGGGAGGGAACAUGGAGCGGGGGCCGGCGGUGGGGGCAGGGCGGGGGGCCGGGGCCCAGAUCUGGGCACUGCUGGGCCGCUUGGUCAGGGUGCUGCUCUGGGUGGCCUCUGCUUUGCUGUACUUUGGAAGCGAACAGGCUGCCCGCCUCCUGGGCAGCCCCUGCUUACGGCGCCUCUACCAUGCCUGGUUGGCAGCAGUGGUCAUCUUCGGGCCCCUUCUGCAGUUCCAUGUCAACCCUCGGACCAUCUUUGCCAGCCAUGGCAACUUCUUCAACAUAAAGUUUGUGAAUUCGGCGUGGGGCUGGACGUGCACCUUCCUGGGGGGCUUCGUGUUGCUGGUGGUGUUCCUGGCUACACGGCGCGUGGCAGUGACUGCCCGGCACCUGAGCCGCUUGGUGGUUGGGGCAGCUGUGUGGCGGGGUGCCGGCCGGGCCUUCCUGCUCAUCGAGGACCUGACGGGCUCCUGCUUCGAGCCUCUGCCCCAGGGCCUGCUGCUCCGCGAGCUGCCGGACCGCCGCAGCUGCCUGGCGGCCGGCCACCAGUGGCGGGGCUACACCGUCUCCUCCCACACCUUCCUGCUCACCUUCUGCUGCCUGCUCAUGGCCGAGGAAGCAGCAGUGUUCGCCAAGUACCUGGCCCACGGGCUGCCCGCCGGCGCACCCCUGCGCCUUGUCUUCCUGCUCAACGUGCUGCUGCUGGGCCUCUGGAACUUCUUGCUGCUCUGCACCGUCAUCUAUUUCCACCAAUAUACUCACAAGGUGGUGGGCGCCGCAGUGGGCACCUUUGCCUGGUACCUCACCUACGGCAGCUGGUAUCAUCAGCCCUGGUCUCCAGGGAUCCCGGGCCAUGGGCUCUUCCCUCACCCCCACUCCAGCCACAAGCAUAACUGAAAGAAAUAAAGGCACUUCAGGCCUG
Balaenoptera ricei (Rice's whale) is the source of this 1110-nucleotide messenger RNA. It is a transcript of the gene FITM1, whose product is annotated as fat storage inducing transmembrane protein 1. The coding region runs from base 207 to 1085 and encodes 292 amino acids. NCBI's taxonomy places the organism in Eukaryota, Metazoa, Chordata, Mammalia, Artiodactyla, Balaenopteridae. The record is from RefSeq and is a predicted model, not a curated record. The transcript has 2 exons. Gene Ontology annotation, cellular component: endoplasmic reticulum membrane. Gene Ontology annotation, biological process: lipid droplet organization; phospholipid biosynthetic process; lipid storage.